This is a messenger RNA of Fonsecaea multimorphosa CBS 102226, 4671 nucleotides long. RefSeq lists its product as uncharacterized. The transcript is spliced from 3 exons. Gene Ontology annotation, molecular function: DNA binding; DNA-directed RNA polymerase activity. Bases 1 to 4671 code for a protein of 1556 amino acids. The record is from RefSeq and is a predicted model, not a curated record. Gene Ontology annotation, biological process: DNA-templated transcription. Lineage: Eukaryota; Fungi; Ascomycota; Eurotiomycetes; Chaetothyriales; Herpotrichiellaceae.
AUGACUGCAGCCACGCAGGUUCAGGAUAUGAUCCUAGGGAAAGAGCAGGUGAUAAAUGACGUUCCCAAAGUGAUCAAAGAACUUCAGUUUGGCGUCCUGUCGGAUCAAGACAUAAUCAAUCAGUCUGCUGUUGAACUUGUCGACCGCCGCCUAUUCGAUCUCGACAAGACACGCUCGGAUGGAACUCGUGCUAUCGCUGAAUAUGGGCCUCUUGAUAGGCGCAUGGGCGUUUCAUCUAAACAGAACAGCUGCGAAACCUGUGGACAACAUCUGCAAGAGUGUAACGGUCACUUUGGGCAUGAUUGUUCCUGCAUUCUCCUCUCCGAAGCCGACCGCCGAAAAUUCCUGGGUGCGAUCCGCAGAUCGCAAAAUGAUAGCCUGAAACAGACUGCUAUUGUCAGACGGGUGGCAGAUCAAUGCAAAAAGACGAAAGUGUGCUUCGAGUGUGGCGCUGUCAAUGGCUUGGUUCGAAAAGCGACGACACAUUCUCUCAAGAUUACCCACGACAAGUUCAAGUCCUACAAUGCCUCCACCUCCGCGAAAAAGGUACCGCCGCCCGAAAAGGUGGCGUUUGACAAAUCUUUUGAGAGUGCAAAGCUUGCCAACUCGGAACUCGAGAAGCAUCUCAAAAAGGCAAUGGACGAUUUGACCCCUCUUCGCGCCCUGCGUCUGUUCAAACGAAUCCGCCGUGCCGAUCGUGAAUUGCUCGGGCUCUUUUCCGCGAGACCAGAAUCUUUUCUUUGGACAUACGUCCCUGCCCCUCCUGCAUGUAUCCGACCGUCGGUAGGACAAGAGGCUUCAAGCACCGAAGACGAUAUCACCGCUAAGCUCGGGGACAUCGUCGCUGCUAAUGAUGCUCUGCGCGAAACUCUUGAGAAGGGAUUGCCCUCCUCACAGAUCAUGGAACACUGGGAUUAUCUGUCCCUUCAACUGGCGAUGUACAUCAACAGCGACGUACCAGGUCUAGCGAAAGGUGAAUUUGGAAAACAGAUUAGAGGGUUCGUCCAACGUCUCAAAGGCAAGCAAGGACGUUUUCGAGGCAACCUUUCGGGCAAACGUGUCGAUUUCUCGGCGCGGACGGUCAUCUCCCCUGACCCUAAUUUGCGCAUUGACGAAGUCGCAGUCCCUAUACUGGUGGCAAAGAACAUGACCUACCCGGAAGUUGUCAACGAACUCAACAUUGAAAAGCUACGACAACGGGUGCGAAAUGGACCCAAUGUCUGGCCAGGAGCCAACCAUGUCAUUAAAAAAGAAGGAUUCAAGAACUCUCUGAAAUACAACAGUCAGCUCACGGCGAGUCAUCUAAAGGAAGGCGACGUCGUCGAACGCCAUCUCGAAGACGGAGAUGUGGUUCUGUUUAACCGCCAGCCGUCGCUACACAAACUCAGUAUCCUUAGCCAUUUCGUCAAAGUCCGACCACAUCGGACGUUUCGAUUAAACGAAUGUGUCUGCAACCCUUACAAUGCAGAUUUCGAUGGAGACGAAAUGAAUCUCCACGUUCCCCAGACAGAAGAAGCUCGGACGGAAGCAAUGCUUUUGAUGGGCGUGAAGCAUAAUAUUGUGACGCCCAAAAAUGGCGAACCGAUUAUAUCGGCAAUACAGGACUUCAUCACAGCAUCGUUCCUCUUGAGCAGCCUGGAUCAAUUCUUCGACAAGAAAACAUUCGUGACGAUGUGCUGUGGGAUGCUGGAGCCUGAAACAAAGUUCGAGCUUCCGCCCCCCGCAAUUAUCAAGCCUCAAACACUCUGGACCGGCAAGCAGGUUUUCAGCGUCUUGAUGCGUCCGAACAAGGAGUCGAAUGUGAGGGUUAAUCUUGAUGCCGCUUGCCGAGACCAUAAUCAAUACCACCCUGGCCUACAUCGAGAUCUCCAAGACGAUAGUUUCUUAUGUGUCCGCAAUUCAGAGGUGCUUUGCGGUAGGAUGGACAAGUCGACCGUCGGAUCCGGAAAGAAGAACUCGAUCUUCUACAUUCUAUACCGUGACUUCGGACCUGAUGCUGCCGCUCAGGGGAUGAAUCGCUUAUCGAAACUCUGCGCCAGAUGGUUGGGCAAUCAAGGCUUCACUGUUGGCAUCAGUGAUGUCACACCGCCUGAAAAGCUCGUCAAGGAAAAGGCUGAUAUGAUAGCCAAAGUAUUUGACGAGUGUGGCUCUUUUGUUCGAGAUUCCAAAGCAGGCAAACUGAAACGAAAGGCGGGUUUGGACGAUGCAGGCACCCUCGAAGCAGAGCAGAUCAGGGUGUUGAGUACGGUUCGAACCAACAUUGCAGGAAUUUUGACCUCUCAGCUCAGUAAAAACAACACGCCAAUGGUCAUGGCUGUCUCUGGCUCCAAGGGCUCAAACAUCAAUGUGGCUCAAAUGGCAGCUCUUCUAGGACAACAAGACAUUGAAGGAAAACGUGUUGCCGAUGGCUUUCAGGACCGCACACUACCUCAUUUCCUGAAACAUGAACGAUCACCUCCAUCGAAAGGCUUUGUUUCGAACAGCUUUUUCAGCGGGCUCCUCCCUUAUGAGUUCCUGUUCCACGCAGUGGGUGGUCGAGUUGGUCUCGUGGACACUGCGGUCAAGACAGCAGAAACCGGUUACAUGUCGCGGCGCCUGAUGAAGUCUCUUGAAGAUCUUUCUACCAACUACGAUCGCACGGUCCGCAACUCCGCUUCUAACAUUGUGCAGUUUCGUUUCGGAGAUGAUGAUUUGGAUCCCGUCGAUAUGGAGGCAAGUGCUAAACCGGUCGACUUUGACCGCACCUAUGCUCACGUUGAGGCGACCACGUUUGAUAUAAAGGACCAAGGCUUGAAGGAUACCGAGAUUUUCAGUGUCAUGGAAGAGAUCCUGUCGGCAAAGAGAGGUCUGCUGACGAGGUUUGGCUUCAAUAGUGUUGAGCUUCGCUAUGAUACUGAUGACGACAAAUUGGUGGACCAAAAUGAGAGUAACCGAGCCUUCCUCCAGUCAAUACAUGACUUUGUCAUGGCAAAGUGCCACGCCUUCAAUGAGGCGAGGGCGAAGAAACAGCAGUUUGCAUUGCCACCGUCUGGACCGGCCUCCAAAGGAAAGCGAAAAGCCGAAGCUGAACUAGAUGACGUCGGUGAAGAAGGGCCUGCGCAGAAACGACGUUCGGGCAGAAAAGGCGCAAUUCCCACCACGUCAAAGGUUUCAAAAAAGCAGAAGCCCGUCCCCAUAGACGAUCGCGCGCGAACGAGGCCGGCUCCAUCCACGAAAGACCGCUUUGAGCUCACGUCUAAGCUCUCUAAGAAGACGCUGCAAGCUUUUGUGAACCUCUGCUUGGAGAAAUAUGAGCGAGCGCGUGUUGAACCCGGGCACGCGGUUGGGGCUGUCGGUGCACAGUCCAUAGGAGAACCGGGAACUCAAAUGACGCUGAAAACCUUCCACUUUGCCGGUGUCGCAGGCAUGAGUUUGACAGCAGGUGUCCCUCGAAUCAAGGAAAUCAUUAAUGCCUCAAAGGAGAUCAGUACGCCAGUCAUUACUUGCCGGUUAGAGCGCCGAAGAGAUUUGUCGAUACCCGAAGGCCUUGCCCGCAUCGUCAAAGGCCGGAUCGAAAGUCUGUUUCUGGCAGACGUCACGUCUUAUAUCGAAAUCCACCACUUUUUAGACAGACCAAGUUGCAUCGACCUCCAGAUCUCAUUGGACACGAUUACCGAGUUGGGUCUGGAUCUCACAGUGGAGGAUAUAGUGAUUGCCAUUCAAAAACAUCGACAACUCAAAUCUGCCAAACUAAGGAUCGAGUUUCGCGGCAAGGAUGAGCUCAGGAUCUCUACAGAAUCGGCGAUCAAAUCUGCGAAGAGGGGAUCGGCGGCAAAGGCUGAUGAAGAAGGUCAAAGUGAACGUCUCAUUCGCCUUCAGACUUUGCGUCGCAUACUGCCCAACGUGCAUGUCCUCGGCCAUCCGCAAGCGACUAGAGCUGUGGUCAUGGCCGAAGACGAUCCGAGGUCAGAUGAAAUCAAAGCCAUGCGAAGAUCUAUGGCGGUGAAAACCGAGCAGGCACAUUCUACCACCGACGCUGAGGUCAAAAAGGAAGCCACGAGUGGAAAACUGUCCUCGAAAAUCAAACUCGAAGAGCCAACACCAUCCAUCCCGCCCCAUUCCGUGUCGCAAAAGGACACCGCACCUGUCCAAAUGCACAAAGUCAUGGUCGAAGGUUACGGUCUCCGCUAUUGCAUGAACACCGAAGGCGUCGACCCAUAUCACACUGAAACCAACUCUGUGAUGGAAACUCUUCAGGUUCUGGGGAUUGAAGCCGCACGCUCCAAAAUCAUCACCGAGAUCCAAGAAGUCACAAAAGGUCUGUCGAUCGAUCCACGCCACAUGUACCUGUUGGCGGACGUGAUGACCUACAAGGGUGAGGUUCUGGGCAUCACGCGUUUCGGGCUGGCCAAAAUGCGUGACUCGGUGUUACAGUUGGCCAGUUUCGAAAAGACGGCAGACCACGUCUUUGACGCUGGCGCGGCGGGCAAGGUCGACCGGAUCGAGGGCGUCAGCGAGAGUGUGAUUGUCGGCAAAACCAUGGGCGUGGGCACGGGAAGCGUCGAGGUGGUCAGGUAUUUGAACCUUGGUGCCGAUGUCUCAGGGAAGACAGGAGGAGCGUUGAAGAAGAAAGAGUGUGUUUUCGAGAAUAGUUGGGAGAGGGCGGUCAGGAAGGACAGGAAGAGAUUGUGA